Molecule: messenger RNA, 2072 nt
Organism: Vitrella brassicaformis
Lineage: Eukaryota; Vitrellaceae
Source: the annotation of a GenBank genome assembly
CUGUACCUUUGCAACAGCAUUCCUCGUUCACCCGUCCGUCCUUCCCGCCCUUUUCUCUGCAGCUGCCGUCACGAUGCGUGCCCUCAUUGUGCUCGUCGCCCUUGCCAUCGUGUGCGUCACGCGUGCGGGCGCGGCUGAACUCAGCAGCUUCACCUUGUUCGACCGAGAGUGGUCUGAGCAGAGUUGCUCUACCUUGCCCCUCGAAUCACCCUAUCUCGCGGUUGCCGACGUCAACACUGGAGAAGUUCAACCGGAUGAGGGUGGGCGAGCUCAGAAGGAUAGGCAGGCUAUCCCUGGGCACGUGAGUCUCAUCUUGUGUGUGCGCGUCAGGCUCCAUCGGAUGUGGCUUUGAGUUCCGCAUUGGCAGCGUGUACGCGACCAACAUCUUCAGGACAAACGAGCAGAGCAUCUCUGACGAGCAAUUCAAGACUGACCUGCAGGUGAGGGGUCGGUCAUGUCUCAUGACGUCCACAAGAAAACACGACACUUCCUGUCUGUCUGGCUGCCUACCUGCUUGCCUGCAGGAUAUGAGCCCUGAGUUCAGUGAAGAAGUAUACGACAAGGUGAGUUACUGCACAUGAAGGCGUGUUCGACGACACACAUUUGGUGUCCGACGUGUCCAGUUCGCCGAUCUGCAUCUCAAGUUUUUCCCCUGGGACUCAGAGAAGAUCAAGAUGCGCUCCGGGGCCGAGGAGGACCACUGGGAGAUAGGUGAGUCGGAAAGGAAGGAAUGCUCGGCACGUAUGUCAAGCAGAGACUAAGACGCACUCCCUCUGCCCGUUUGUCUCCAGGAGUAGUAGCCCAAGAGGUUCAGAAGGUGUUUCCAGGUACUCUUGCACACUCUUGCCGACGUGUGAUGGUCUUCUGUCUCUAAUUCUUCCUGUCCUAGAUGCCGUGCGCACAUACGAGGAGGCCAUUAGGGAUGGCGCAAACUCCACCACGACCGAGGUCCAUUACGUCAACAUGGACUACAUGAGCUACCUGCAGAUGACCGUAGUCCAGCAGCUGCAGAAGCGAGUCGAGUCGUUGGAGAAACAGCUGGCCGACAUCCAGGCGGAACAGGAGAACGGCUUCAUGACCGUGCUCGAGCAGGCCCUCAAGGACUUUAGAGGCGGCCGCGACUGAGGACUGGCCUUGCUGACUUGGCUGGCUCAUACAUAUGAAAGGUGUGCAUCGUGCUCUACGCUGUUUGUCGGAGUGUGUGUGUGUGUGUGUGCGUGACUCUUUUUCGUCUGCUUCCGUCCUAUUCGUUUUUGCAAAUGCAACGGAAGGCGACCGCCCUGCUCCCGUGUGCAGAGCGGGCGUGCAUUACACGCAAAACACCCUUGUGUGAACGUGUGUAUGCGCGUCCCAUUUGCACUGUCUAUCGGUGUUUAUGUGUUGCACUUGCUCUCUGGUGCGAUUUGUGUAUCUGCAUGUGUGUCCGCAUGGAUGUGAUCGUUCAUCUCGCUCGGUAGCCAGUGGUGCUUGCAGGCAAUGACCUCGCGAGCUGCACAUCUGGAAUUGCUUGCACACACACAUCUCCCUCAAGAGAGUUCAUGUGGUGGCUGAGUACAUGUACAUGUUUCUGUCUGCACAAAGGUCAUUUGCCCUUUUACGUCUCACCCCAUCUGUCCUCAUGUCACUCGCAGGUAAGUGGCUGUCACGUGAUGCGUGCUCGCGUGUGCAUGUCGAUAGAUGAGCAUACAGGUGAUUUGUCCUUCUGAACUUGGCGCCUGGUGUGUACGGGUGUCUGUGUGACCUGCCGUCUCGGGCGGGUACACAAGAGCGGGCACAUCACGUGCACAGACACCACGCCCAAGUCAUUUUCACUCCCACACGCCCUUUUGUAAUUCGGUGUAAUUCUUUGGACAACAGAUGUGGACGAAUUUUGAUUUUGAUUUAGACAUGGAUUCUGCUAAAUCCUUCCCAAAACUUUUCUGUCGCCGCGCAGCCUGAACCUCAUCACCGGCUGGCAAACGCUUCUCAACACCACGUGCAGUCCGGCUGGACCAGGGGCACAUCAAGCGUGGCCGUGGGUUGGCUGAACAUUGUUGCUGCUUCGAUACUGUAAUGACGGACGUCCUCGACCG